UGUGUGUGUGUGUGUUUAUAGACCGGUUACAGAGAGACUUCACACGAUUUACACGAUGAGCGAUCGCUGUGUGAUUGUCUGUUGCUUUUCAUCCCGGAACAAGGCGCAUCGGAGGCACUAAGAGCACUCUCACCCCUGGGGGGGAGCUCAGUCGUGUGACGCGGUGUAUCCGGGUUUAGCGUGGCUGGAGACGCGGCUCGGGGACGAUGCAGACGCGUCGCAGCUCGUCGGCGCUGGCCGUGAGCGGCGAGGUGUCGCUUUCUUUUCAGGACGAGCUCGCGGCCACCAUCCACCGAGCCUUCGAGGUGGCGGUGGAGAUCGCGGUGGUGGAGGUGAGCAAGUUGGUGAGUCAGGCGCUGGGGGACGUGCGCGAUCAGAUGCAGGAGACGCUGCGGGAGAACUCGUACCUCAAGACGCGGCUGCAGUCCGCCGAGGUCGAGCUGGACACUGCGAGGAAGGGCAGGAAGAGCAAGACCGAGGAGGAGGAUGAGAAUGAGGAGGAUGAUGAGUGUGGUGGGGGGGUAGAAAGCGAGUUUUGCGACCGACAAGAAAACAAGCCCAAGUGUGAAAGCCUAUGCUCGGGGACAGCAGAAAUCCCAACACCCCAGGAAGCGGAACGGUUGUGCCGAUACGACAGCGGCUCUGAGCGGCCGGACGACUGCUUCUGUGAGAUCCGUGAGGAUGGAAGCGUUCGGUCACGUGACUUGCAUGGCUCAGCAUCCAGUGCAGUGCAGUGCUGUGAUCAGAAGUCAGGACCACCACAUGAGUCCCUUAUUCCAGACAAUCAACAACUGGUGCAACAUAGCCAAGACAUACACGGUGACCAGAGUCCACCAUCUCUUGAGCAGCCAGUCUGCAAGAAAGAGGAGAACCUGGAACCACCGCUGGAAGAUGCUUCUGGAGAAGACAGUGGGGACGAUGAGGUCAAUCUGGAUGAAGAUGAUGAUGAUGACAUUAGGCCGAGCUGCAGCUUUAACUCGGAGCAUGAUGAAGAGUUUGUGCCAGACAGACUUGCUCUGGUUCAGUCUAAACUGUUGGAGGACUGGAGGCCUGACCCGGAGGCACCACAAAUUGAUCAGAAUGAGAAUGCGAAUGCCAGACCCAGUCAUAGUCUUGACGCCCCAGACAUUAUUGCUGCACCUGUUGGUGUUAAUCCCGGCUUUUCAGCCUCCUUUGAUGCUCUGUACCAAUCCGUAGCCAGAACUCACCUUGUCCAUCCUGCCCCUCAAAACGACGAUGUCCAGAUGAGGACAAACGUCCCGACUAGGGUUCACCAGUGUAAAAUCUGCGGCCAUUCCUUUAGCCGGGCCAGCGAUUUGCGCAGACAUCACAGUCACCGACACAGAGUGAGAGCUGCUAACCCGGCUAAAGUAGGAAGUGAAGGGAGACCCGUCAAACAGCAGCUGUUUCCUCCAGGUUGUAGCCCAUAUCACUGCAAUGAAUGCGGCCGAGACUUUAACCGCAUGGAAAACCUAAAGACGCAUUUGCGCAUACACACCGGAGAACGCCCGUACUCUUGUUCUGUUUGUGGAGUACGGUUCCGACACUCAGGUGCACUCACACGCCACUUCCGUAUCCACACGGGCGAGAAGCCGUAUGUGUGCGGCCAGUGCGGGAAGCGUUUCCGGAACUGCGGCGGUCUGCGCUUCCACCAGAAAUCCCACGCCACAGAUAGACACAUGGUUUUAAACUGUGUUUGAAGAAGGUUGUUUUGGAGAUAUUGUACAGUUGUGUAAUUUUUAAGGCUGGCCAGUGUAACCUCAAAUCUGGAUCUUUUUAAACCAUUACCUCAAUGACAAUAUAUAAUCAAGAUUUUUUUACAUUUCAGAUUUUUUUUUUUAAGUAGGUACUCUCAUGUUAAAGAUUUGCUAAAAGAUGAAUAAGUAUUAAUACUUAUGUGGGCUUUUCAUAAAGCGAGAAAUUAAGCAUUUGUUCCAUUGUAACUGGGAUCUGUAGGACGUAAUGGCGUUUGUGUCUUUCCAUACUGAAUGCUAUUAAGAAAUGCGCGUUAGAGACUAGAGGGAAAUCAAGUGAAUGCACUCCAUAUAUCUGGACUUUUAAUCACCUUAUUGUACAUGUAUGUGUUUUAAAUGAAUGAGUUUCGCUUGGUGCUGCCUGCAUUUCUUUUUUUACGCCCAACAGUUUUACAUUAGACACUUUGUCCAAUGUACUGAAACCAAAACCCAAACAUUGCAAUGUUUAGUUAAUAUAUGACAUGUUCAUCUGUGCUUUUGGAAAUGAGGAAACUUUGUUUUUUGAAUGAGAAAAGUGGAAGCAAAUGGGGGGAAAAACAUAAAAUUACAAAGACAAAAGGUCAGUGUGUCUACUUUUCAUUCAUGCCCUGUGUCAGUCAUGUAUAUUUGUAUGUAGUCAUAAGAAGUUUAAAUUGUGAUGUGUUUGGAAAAUGCUCCUGCAUUUCAACUCUCUAGAAAUUUGGAAAAUAAUAUUGUUAAAGUGUAUACAUUUUUCAAGCUUUCACUUUGUUCCCUUGUCAUUGGAACACUUUUUUUUUCUGUUUUUUGUUUUCUUAUGCUAUUUUUUUAACAGAGCCUGGUUAAUGUUAGGUGAUGCCAACAAUAUGUGCAAACGCACGGCAUGGAUAUCUUGAACAUGAACUUCUGUUCAAUAAAUUCAGAAAGCCAUUUUGAA
Molecule: messenger RNA, 2649 nt
Organism: Silurus meridionalis
Lineage: Eukaryota; Metazoa; Chordata; Actinopteri; Siluriformes; Siluridae
Product: zinc finger protein 174-like
Exons: 3
Coding region: 207-1700 (497 amino acids)
Source: RefSeq, a predicted model, not a curated record